Molecule: messenger RNA, 1923 nt
Organism: Syzygium oleosum
Lineage: Eukaryota; Viridiplantae; Streptophyta; Magnoliopsida; Myrtales; Myrtaceae
Product: probable WRKY transcription factor 21
Exons: 3
Coding region: 615-1640 (341 amino acids)
Biological process (GO): regulation of DNA-templated transcription
Molecular function (GO): sequence-specific DNA binding; DNA-binding transcription factor activity
Source: RefSeq, a predicted model, not a curated record
CGAAGGGGAGGAGGAGGAAGGAGGAGGGAGGAAGAGGGAGGGGGAGCUUUGUUUAAUAUUCUUGUGGGCGUGUGAAUUUUCUUCAGGCGUAGGAAGCGAAAAAGUCUUCUCUUUCACACCACCUCUUCUUCUUCUACUUCUUCUUGUUCCUUCUUGUUCUGCCUCGAGUGUGGAUGAAGAGACUCUAGGGUUUGAUUAGGCACCGGGUGCCCACCAGGAAAAAAAUGCCUCUUCUUGGGUGUUUUCUUGCUUGAAGAAACUGGCAAGUUUGAUCUGAUGAGAGAUGGGUAUGGUGGAUUCUGUGCUUGGAUUUAAGGUCCUUUUUCUCUUGUCAAAGAUAGCUAUGCCCAGCUCGGCAUGAUCUACCGGUUCGUCUCUAUUUCUGGAAAAAAAGGGCCUUCUUUGUUUUUAGAAUUUUCACAAGAAAUUGUCUAUCUGGGUCCUCAGCUUUGCUGAAAUGGGACUUUGACUUUGUGGGUCUCUGUCCUUUAUAUUCAAGAUCUUGUGUUGAUUAUUUUUCCUUAAGAGCUGUCAGGAAAUUAUGCUGUGGCUUUCGAGUUGGUUUAGCUUGUAAGUUUCGGUAAAUUAGGGAUUUUUUGUGUGGCGGGUUUGAGAUGGAGGAGGUUGAAGAAGCUAAUAGAGCAGCUGUGGAGAGCUGCCACAGGGUUCUGAGCCUCUUGUCUCAGCCGCAAGAUCAGGUUCAGUGUAGAAAUCUGAUGCUCGAGACUGGUGAUGCUGUAUUCAGGUUCAAGAGAGUGGUUUCUCUUCUCAAUACUUGCUUGGGUCAUGCUAGAGUUAGGAAGUUGAAGAAACUCCCAACCCCUUUGCCCCAGAAGGCCCUCUUGGACAACCCUAUUGUUAGAACUGACCAAUCUUCAAAGAGUCUCCAACUCCUCCCUCCUAAUUACCCUGAAAAUGCAAUUCAAGAACUCAAUACACAUCCCAAAGCCUCUCUUUCUUUAGGUAACCCGAACUUGGAGUUGAGCUCCAAUGGUAAAGGCCCUCUAAAUUUAGCCCAGCAAACACCAUCAGCAGCACACUAUCACUUUCUCCAGCAGCAGCAGAAGUUACAGCUCCAGCAACAAAUGAAACACCAAGCUGAGAUGAUGUACCAUAGGAGCAAUAGUGGCAUAAGCUUGAAUUUCGAUAGCUCUAGCUGCACGCCCACCAUGUCGUCUACGAGGUCUUUCAUUUCUUCGCUGAGUAUAGAUGGGAGCGUGGCUAACUUGGAUGCGAAUGCUUUCCAUUUGAUCGGGGCGGCUCGCUCAUCUGAUCAGAACUCGCAGCAUAAGAGGAAGUGCUCUGGCCGAGGAGAGGAUGGGAGCAUGAAAUGCGGCAGCAGCAGUAGAUGUCAUUGCUCUAAGAAGAGGAAACAUAGAGUGAAGAGGUCGAUUAGGGUACCUGCUAUAAGCAACAAGCUUGCAGAUAUUCCUCCCGAUGAUUACUCGUGGAGGAAGUACGGGCAGAAGCCCAUCAAGGGUUCUCCUCAUCCUAGGGGAUACUACAAAUGUAGCAGCAUGAGAGGUUGCCCUGCAAGGAAGCAUGUGGAAAGGUGCUUGGAGGACUCGUCUAUGCUUAUUGUCACUUAUGAAGGUGAACAUAACCACCCCAGGGUGCCGUCACAAUCUGCCAAUACAUGAAAAUCGUGGAAUGCUUCAUGUAGAUCGCUUUUUCGAGCCCUCAGAGUUUUCAGAGUCUUAGGUUUUUAAUUGGCUUGAAUUGCUCCUGUACAUAUUUUUCAUGGCCCGAAUCAUGGGAUAUAGAUGGAGCAGUGAUUGGCUGAAAAAAGGAAAAGUUAGGGCCUUUUGGUUACUAUCGGGUGGGAUUUGAUCUCAGCCUUGAGCAAGAAAAGUCGGGAAAUGGGGAUCUUUUUGUUGCUUGUAAGAACUUUUUCUGGUAAUUAAAGGUAACAGUUUCAUGUUC